CUGACAGACGCGCAGCCCCCCUCCUCCCCCUCUUCCUCCCCCUCCUCCUCCUCCUCCUCCGGGGCUGCGAACUACCGGCAGGUCCUCUGCAGUAGCAAAAUCCCGCACCCUGUUAUCCUUGGAGCGUCCCCAUUAGUUUCAUGCGGCGCGGAUGUCCAGAAAGUGGAGAUCCAGGACAAGGCGCAGAGGGACAGCCGGUCAGAGGGGGGGCGGACGCCGGCUCGGAGGGCGCUGCGGGCGGCCGGGGUGCUGAGGCGGACUGCGGAGCGCGGACGGGACUGCUACACUUGGCGCCUGGACACAUGGCAGAAGAUACAUCAUCGAGGAGCAGCAGGAAGGACUGAGAGUAGCAUCCAAUUUAAGGAAAUGUCCCAGCGAGAGGACACCUCCCACCGUCGUGGGUCUGUGGUCCAGUUUGAAUUAGAUGACACCAGGGAUUCCAGACCUUCAAAAGCAAAAGGCAUACCAGGUUCAGCUCUCAUCUACCUCAAAGGUCCAAAGUUUCUUAUCUAUGUCAGUGGUGCAUUGUCAAUGUGGGGUGACCGCAUGUGGCACUUUGCAAUCUCUGUGUUCUUGAUUGAGCUGUAUGGUCAUAACCUGCUGCUGACUGCGGUGUUUGGAUUGGUGGUGGCGGGAUCAGUGCUGCUGUUUGGGGCUUUGAUUGGAGACUGGGUUGAUCGAAACCCAAGGAAUAAAGGCAUGUGA
Molecule: messenger RNA, 705 nt
Organism: Menidia menidia (Atlantic silverside)
Lineage: Eukaryota; Metazoa; Chordata; Actinopteri; Atheriniformes; Atherinopsidae
Source: the annotation of a GenBank genome assembly